UUCACCUCUAGAAGUACAAUUACAAUUGACAAUGGUAGAUGAGAGCUAGAUACUGUACCUAAGUCCUCAAAAAUUCACGUGUCUAAUCCAAUCAAAUUCCACCACCUGGUCACCAUCCACCUCAUCUUACCUUGCGAACUCCGCGAUUCAGUUUCUCUGUAAUAAAAUCAAAACCCCUAAACUCCGUUUCUGUCUCUUUGUUUUCACAAAGAUUGAUAAUGGGUAUAUUACAAGCUUGUGUUGUUGUUGUAGUAGUAACGGUUUUGGGGUUAUCGGCUUGUUCAGAAUCUAUUCGGUUUGAGCUUCAAUCGGCGCAGACCAAAUGCAUAGCGGAGGAUAUCAAAAGCAAUUCGAUGACUGUUGGCAAGUAUAACAUCGUUAACCCUAAUGAUGGCCAUCCUUUGCCUGAGUCGCACAAGCUUACUGUUAGGGUUACAUCGAGUUCUGGAAAUAGUUAUCACUACGCAGACCAUGUGGAAUCGGGGCAGUUUGCAUUUACGGCGGCGGAGGCUGGAGAUUACAUGGCAUGUUUCUUUGCGGCGGAUCAUAAGCCCGAAGUUACGUUGACUGUAGAUUUUGAUUGGAAAACUGGCGUGGCUGCUAAAGAUUGGAGUAAUGUUGCCAAGAAAGGUUCCAUUGAUGUAAUGGAAUUAGAGCUGAAGAAGCUGUAUGAUACUGUUACUUCCAUUCAGGAGGAGAUGUAUUAUCUUCGUGAAAGGGAAGAAGCAAUGCAAGAGCUGAACCGAGCUACUAACUCAAGAAUGGGUUGGUUCAGUUUACUCUCUCUUCUUAUUUGUUUAUCAGUGGCAGGAUUGCAAGUAUGGCACUUGAAGACCUUUUUCGAGAAAAAGAAGCUCAUUUAAUUAUAAUUUGAACAGACGAAUACAAUUUUCUUUUUUUUCUCUGAUUGUAAAAUGCUCUCUACAAAUGAUAUACUUUCUGAAGAAUAUUUUAGACUAAUUUGGGAUUUUUGUAACUUCUCAUGCAGUUUAUAUUCUGAUAGUGUAUGUUUGCCUA
This is a messenger RNA of Jatropha curcas, 1017 nucleotides long. Its product is annotated as transmembrane emp24 domain-containing protein p24delta9. Lineage: Eukaryota; Viridiplantae; Streptophyta; Magnoliopsida; Malpighiales; Euphorbiaceae. The record is from RefSeq and is a predicted model, not a curated record.